Messenger RNA from Oryza sativa Japonica Group (Japanese rice), 1324 nucleotides. RefSeq lists its product as uncharacterized. Gene Ontology annotation, cellular component: membrane. The record is from RefSeq and is a predicted model, not a curated record. Gene Ontology annotation, molecular function: oxidoreductase activity, acting on the CH-CH group of donors. NCBI's taxonomy places the organism in Eukaryota, Viridiplantae, Streptophyta, Magnoliopsida, Poales, Poaceae. Gene Ontology annotation, biological process: lipid metabolic process.
AGUGAAACACCGAGCGAGCUAUAAAAGUCUGUGUGUCAUCCCCUCCACUCCACACUCCUCUCAACUCUCAACAAGAAGAAGCAGAAGCAUCGAUCCAAUCCAAUCGAGGCCAUGGCCGCCGGCGUGAAGAACAUGGUCAUCGCCAUCCUCGUCCCUCUCCCUUCCCUCCUCUUCUUCUUCUCUUUCGUCCGCCCCACCACCACCCCGUCCCCGGUGUCGUCGUGGUGCGCCGCCCACCCCCUCCUCGUCGCCAACCUCCUCUUCCUCUUCAACGUUGACCUCCUCUUCUGGCUCAUCGGCAAUCUCCUCUCCAACCACUGGCUCAUCGAUCUGUACUGGACCGUCAUCCCGGUGAUGCUGCUGCACUACUACCGGGCCCACCCGGCCGCGGUUGCGGACACGGCGAGGUCGGCGGUGGCGGUGGCGCUCACCUGGGUGUGGAGCGCCAGGCUGACGCACAACUACCUGAGGAGGGAAGGGUGGCAAUGGGGCAAGAGGGAGGAUUGGAGGUUCGCCGAGAUGCGGGGGCAGUACGGCAGGGCGUGGUGGUGGAUGUCCUUCUUCGCCGUCUACCUCUCGCAGCAGGUGUUCCUCAUCGGCAUCUGCCUCCCCAUGUACGCCAUCCACUCCACCACCCAGCCAUGGGGCGCCUGGGACGUCGUGGCAACAAUGGCAUGCCUCGCCGGCAUCGUCAUCGCCCACUUCGCCGACACGCAGCUGCACAGGUUCGUGACCACCAACGAGAAGCUGAAGAAGGUCGGCGAGCCCACGGUGCUGACCAUGGAGGCCGGGCUGUGGCGGUACUCGCGGCAUCCCAACUACUUCGGGGAGCAGCUGUGGUGGUGGGGGCUGUACCUGUUCGCCUGGAACAUCGGGCAGCCAUGGAUGGUGGUCGGGCCGCUUGUGAACAGCCUGUGCCUUGGCUAUGUCACCGUGCUGGUGGAGCGGCGAAUGGUGAAGCAGGAGCACCGAGCAGAGGCCUACAAGCUGUACCAGAAGAGGACCUCCGUUUGGAUCCCCUGGUUCAGGAAGCCCGUCCCUCAACCCUACAACCACAAGGACAGCUCAAACCAAAAUUCGCUCAAAAUUUCGCACUCUUGAUUGUUCACCUUUAUGUGUUUGAUCACUUUGAUUGCUCCUUCCUGUCUGUCGUGCUUUUGUGAUGUUUCAUUUGUUGUCGUGUAAUUAACUAUUUGUAAUCUGUAACUUGUACCAUCAUCACUUUGCAAGGUGUCUGCAAAUUCACGGUGUAAUCUCUACUCAUCGCCUUCACUAAAAUGAAUUACAUGUAUUACUAGCGAGCGACAGCUGAAUGCUUGAUGCA